Penicillium bovifimosum is the source of this 378-nucleotide messenger RNA. RefSeq lists its product as uncharacterized. The coding region runs from base 1 to 378 and encodes 125 amino acids. The transcript has a single exon. Lineage: Eukaryota; Fungi; Ascomycota; Eurotiomycetes; Eurotiales; Aspergillaceae. The record is from RefSeq and is a predicted model, not a curated record.
AUGUCCGAACCCAAGUCCGUCUCCAAAUUCAAAGUGGAGCGCAUCAAUCUACUUAAUUUCCUCAAACAGCAAGCUCGCCUUAUCAGACAACAGCCAGAGCCGACAACCAUCAACGAGGUCAAGGCCAACCUGACUGUGCAUGUCCUUGAGCAUUUGAAGCGAGUCACCGAAGCUGCUGUGGAUAUGGCUAGCGCGGCAGGAGACCACCACUUUGUCGCUUCCAGGCCACCCGGGUUCUAUGAUAUUGAAGUCCCGAUGAUGUGUAAUGCACUGAAGAAGAGAAUGCCAUUCAUGGUCGCGAGGCUGGGUUUGAACGGCAAAUGCGAUAUGUGUAUUCACUACAUCAUCGAGAACAUUCUGGUUGACAUAGGAUUCUAG